Molecule: messenger RNA, 966 nt
Organism: Musca vetustissima
Lineage: Eukaryota; Metazoa; Arthropoda; Insecta; Diptera; Muscidae
Product: 32 kDa beta-galactoside-binding lectin
Exons: 3
Coding region: 1-966 (321 amino acids)
Molecular function (GO): carbohydrate binding
Source: RefSeq, a predicted model, not a curated record
AUGUUAACAGAAUUUGCCGGCAACUUAGCUCAUCACCUGGAAUUUGGCCAUGCCCUGGAAAUUGUGGCCAAAACAAUAGAUGGUGCUUCAAGAUUUAAUCUUUCGUUGAUGACUUGCAAAUCGAUUAUCAAUCCUCAAGCCGACAUUGGUCUACGCAUUUCGGUAUAUUUUCGUGAAAAUUGUAUUGUACGAAAUGCACGCAUCGACGGUCAAUGGGGUGAAGAGGAAGUCGAAAAUAUUAGUAAAUAUUCACAACCCAAUCCCAUUGCAUCGGGUGAUUUCUUUAUGAUCUAUAUAUUGUGUUGUGAAGAUAAAUUUCACAUUUCGAUAAAUAGUAUACCAUAUUGUACGUUCAAUUAUCGUCUGCCAUUGGAGACGCUGCGAUCAUUGGAAUUGAAAGAUCAAAUACAGGCUAUCAAACAGGUCGAUCAUCGGACGGUAUUUCCAAAUCCAUGGCCACCAAUACACGCCAGUGAUUAUUUCAAGGCAUUCAGUAAUGAUGCACCGAUACUAUUUAGUCCGGGUCAUGUCAUCGUUAUGACCGCCAGAUGUUUUGACAAUAAAAAAGGACAAUUUAUAAUUAAGUUUAUGGACACGGAUACGAAGCGGGAAGAGUUACACUUUAGUGUACGAUUUAAUGAGAAGGUGGUGGUGCGAAAUGGUCAUGAUAGUAAAAACGAAUUUGGUCCCGAAGAACGCCAUGGCGGUUUUCCCUUUGUCUUCAAUCAACAAUUCAAGUUGGCCAUUGCCUUUACAGAACGUGAAUUCCUUACAGCCGUCGAUGGCUAUAAUUUCUGCAGCUAUGCCUAUCGUACAGCAAAUAUUCUACAAAAAUUGGUUGGCUUCAAGAUCGCCUGCACAAAUGGUUUACACAUGCACAUAACGGGUGUCGAUCAUGUCCAAAUGGGUGAUCCCAUGUGUACGGGAUUUGAAAAAUAUACCCGUUUUGAUUUUGAAUGUGCCUAA